Messenger RNA from Zea mays, 1782 nucleotides. RefSeq lists its product as uncharacterized. NCBI's taxonomy places the organism in Eukaryota, Viridiplantae, Streptophyta, Magnoliopsida, Poales, Poaceae. The record is from RefSeq and is marked predicted. Gene Ontology annotation, cellular component: mitochondrion; MICOS complex; mitochondrial inner membrane.
CGCGAGCAACCCACGCCGCCCCGCUGUCUCCGCCGGUCCGCCCCCGUCCCUCCCCUCCCCCGAAUCGCGUCGUCCCGUCUCCUGCUGCCGCGGAACCCUCGCCAUGGCGGAGGCGCCCGAGACCGCCGCCCCCACCCAGCCGCCUCCCGCGCCGGCGGCUUCGUCCCCGCCUCCCAAGUCGGGGAUCCCGCCGCGGUACGACCUGGACGCCAAGUGGGACGCGUGCCUCGACCUCUCCAUCCGCCGCGUCGCCUACUCCUCCCUCGGCGGCGCCUUUGCGGGCCUCCUCCUCUUCCGUAGCCCUACUACUCGCUGGGCAUCAGUUGCCCUUGGAGCUGGUGUGGGGAUAGGGGCUGCAUACACUGAAUGCUCAUACUUAUUCAAUGGUGCUCCAAAGUGUUCACCCAAAGUCUCAACUAUUACCUCUGCACACUCUGAUGUAAUUGCUCUCUCAUUCUCUCUUAAUCCUGUUUGAACUCUCUGCUGACUGGUUUAAACAUCAUUAUUACAUGACUAGUCUUCUAUUAGAUGGAUGGAUCCUUCUUUUUGCCUGAUCAGUGUAUCUUUGCUAGAGUUACUCCCUCUCUGAUUAUGAAAGUCUAAGCUAUACUGACUUUGGCUAUCCGUUAGAUAUAUUCAAAAAAAGGGCAGACUCAGCGUCGGAGGCUCCCCCACAUGAGUGGGGGGUUUGGGAAAGUGAUAAGCCGAGGUAGCCCCCCCCCCCCCCCCCCCCCCCACCGAGUGUGGAGAGGCUGCUUUGAAUCCACGACCUAGUGAGUCAGCGAGACAGUUCUCGGCACUGCACCAUGCCUGCCCUUCUCGUUAGAUAUAUUAGUUCAUAGGUAAUAUGAUCGUCUAAAUUCUCAAAUGGUAUAGACUGCCUAGUGGAUCUUGUAUUUAUCUUCCAUUUUUUUUACUAAAAUCUGGUCUGCGGCUUAGCUCGCAAUUUCAGAAGAACUAUUGUGAUCUUCUGGAUUCAACUGGCUUGUUGCAUUUUUGGAUCCUUGCCUCGGUUAUUCGGUUCCUUCCCCAGACUCCACUCAUUUGGGAGCCGCCAGUACUUCUUUCUUAUAAAUGCCAACAAGUGGUAAUCUUAGAAGAUAAAAUAGGUAUACAGAAAAAGAUGAUUAUAACCAAAAGCACAAAACCAGAGUAUGGGAGUACUUCUGUAACUAUGGAUUUUUAUAGUACUAUAUUCUGCUACUGCUUGUGUUUCAUUUGUUUUGCUUAUCUUAUCUAUAGAAGGUUAGCAGCAUGUUUAAAACUCAUUUUCUAUCAGGAAUCGUUUAGAUGAUUGUAUCCUAGGUCAGCUACAUUUUAUGCAAUCUGGUAUAGUUUUAUUUUUAGCACACAUGAUCUGUGAACAGGAUCGUGUAUGCUUUGGUAAAACCACUACAAGACUAAUUGGCUGUGAUGAAGUGAUGAUAAUCUGUAUAGUUUUGUAUUGCUGUCUCUGUUAGCGGUUCUGAUGAUAAUGAAAUCGGUGCUGGUGGUAGAUUGAAAUGCUACUGGUUAACCUAUACUUGUAUAUAUUCUUAUUAACGUCUCUUUUUAUUCCCCUUUUUGCAGGGGGGAGAUAAGUAAACCCUUGCUGUUGGAUUGGUCCAUCUCGGUGGAGUUUUUGUAUGUGUGAAGUACCGGUUGUUUCAUGCUGGAUAUUGCGCUACUUGUGGCCAUAGUAUGUCAUUGAAGCUAGAUGCGCCUCACUUGAGAGUUUUGUUGCAAACCUAUUCCAAUUGUGGUCUGAUGACCCCUGGCAAAGAGCUUUUGCAAGCUGACGUU